This is a messenger RNA of Sycon ciliatum, 1983 nucleotides long. RefSeq lists its product as uncharacterized. Lineage: Eukaryota; Metazoa; Porifera; Calcarea; Leucosolenida; Sycettidae. The transcript has a single exon. Bases 1 to 1983 code for a protein of 660 amino acids. Gene Ontology annotation, molecular function: zinc ion binding. The record is from RefSeq and is a predicted model, not a curated record.
AUGGCGGCAACGGAUGCCGUGGUGUGCGUCUUCUGCGACACAACAGAUCUCAGCGACGCAAAGUUCUUGCACUGCCUCCAUGUUAGCUGUGUCCCGUGUCUGAAUGACAGAGUCACCACUCAGGGAGCAGCGCACUGUGGAAUCUGCCGUCGGGACACUAAGCCAAAAUUUUCAGGAGUUCAUCUGAGAAAGCAGCUAGUGACUUGUCGCUCAUUGCUCAAAUCGAACAAUCACAAUGGUGAUGACGUUCGUGCACAGUCGGAGGUGCAGCAGUGUGAUUUUUGCGAGGGAGCGAUCGUGAAGCCUGCCACACAUAAAUGUGAUGACUGUGAUGGUGCUAUGCUGUGCGCGGAGCACGCCCAGGGCCAUGCGACCAAGCGAGUAUUUCGGCAUCACCAUGUAAAGUCGUUGACGAACGACGAGGCAAGUGGUGACGGAGGUGAUGCAUGGACUGAGACUAGGAACACUCGCUGUCCAGUUCACAGCAUAUACGAAGUGAACCGGUAUUGUAGAACCUGUGACAUUGUCGCCUGUGAGCAGUGUGUAGUACUAAGCCACCAACAGCAGCACACUGUCGUACCGUUGACUCAAAUAGCCAAGACUACACGCACAGCGCUCCAACAGGCGCUGCCAUUUGCGCCAGACCGCUCCACAGACGAGCAUGUUCCACCUUCAACUCAGAGUUUUCACACGGUUAUGGACAUGCUCAAGGGAGAUUUAGAUGCUCAUAUUACAAAGACAAACGAUGACGCUACGGCAGCCUCAAAGGUUAUCAGUGACACGUUCUCAGGCAUCAUUAGUCUUCUUGAUAAGCACGAGGAAGAGCUCCUGAAGAAGGUAGACGCACUCAGAUGGAAAAUGCAGAAGCCCAUGGAGAGCAAGCUGCAACGUCUGACGGAAAUUGAAGAGAGCAACGUGACGACUACGGAGGUUGGGAAAUUGUUGAGCAGCGACGACAGCAGUGACAUUGAUGUCAUGAUGCUGGGAACGUGUGUCCUGGAGAAACUCAAGUCCUUCAGGUCGGACAUUGAGUCGGAGGAAAAAUCAAUGCUGAACAAAGAUUCGUGUAAAAUCCAGACAGCUGUCUGGUCCGAUGUUCUGCAGAGUAUCAAUGCAAGUGUUAAAACAGUCGUGGAGGUGUUUGAGGACGUCGGCAUUGAUUUGCAAAAGAUGACCGUGAACGUACCACACAAGGUGCAGGUUGAAAACACAAGCAUGAUUCAGUUGAGGAUUCCCUGUGCCAGGGAUGAAGCCACGUCUUCUCACUGGCAUGGGACAUUGAAAGCUUGUUUGCGAUCUCCAUCUGGUCCAGAAGGCGCUGUAACCCUUGAAGCAUCCUCCAGUAUUGACGGCUCAGACACUCUACAGCUGAGUGCUUCCAUAGAUCCAAAGGAAACUGGUAACCACGUUCUGGAAGUAAGCACGCCCACAGAGAAGAGGUCGAUUCCAGUACCAGUGUCUGUUUCUCCACCACUCCAGUUUGACAAACAACGAUGCUCACCUGCCAUGAAGAUAACUGGAUCAACAGAAAACAUUGCGUCGCUGAGUGGCACAGACGGGCGAUAUGGCAAUGUGUAUGGCACUGUGGCCUACACGUCAGGCAUGCACACUUGGUCAGUGAAAGUCACUGGUAGUAAACUGAACAGAGGUUACAUGAACAUCGGUGUGGCUACUCUUCCUCCUGAUAGUCAAGUGGAUGACUCAAAGCGUUGCGCCUACAACUAUGGUGCAGGUUGGAAUCAACCCCGCUCACCUUACUGCUUCUUACAAGGUGGUCGCACAGAGAAUGCUCGCACCGGCCCUUGGGAAGAUGGUGAUAUCCUAACCUUCACUCUGGACUAUGACGGAGGUAGCUUGGAACUAUGCAUCCAACGUACAGGCGAGCGAAAGUCCAUCUGCGGAUUUGAUCCACAAGGCAAAGCUCUGUACUUUUGCGUCGCCAUCUGGAGCAAGCAAGACCGGAUGGUUGAGAUCGUUGGGUAG